Molecule: messenger RNA, 855 nt
Organism: Folsomia candida
Lineage: Eukaryota; Metazoa; Arthropoda; Collembola; Entomobryomorpha; Isotomidae
Exons: 4
Coding region: 281-685 (134 amino acids)
Source: RefSeq, a predicted model, not a curated record
AACCAACGGCGUGGGCACGGGUGAGGUUAAUUAUCGAUAGAAACAGGUGAGGAUUUAUUGUACAAAAUGUUUUAAACCAGGGUUAUAAAGACGGAAGGGUUUUACCACUAAAAACCACAAGUUACGGGAUUUCGCAUGCGCAGAUAUUUACAAAACAUUGAGAAAUUUAUUAUAAAACAAGGGGAGAAUACUAAAUACAGUCUGUCACUUAAGUAUACAUACGUUCGUUGCACCACUGUCCCGAAUCAACUUCUCUUGACGGUGGUCACUUAUUGAAAAUAUGACUGGAUUUUUUCCAAAAACGAUGGAACUCUUUGCUAGAUUGACUUUCUUCCCGGUUACAAUUUUCUGCGGAAUAGUUGUCGCCUUCUGGUGGAUACUUCGUAAAGAUCUCAUCCAAGCUAAUCCGUUACAACCUGACGAAAGAACCGAAGCGUUCAUUUUCUUGGGCUGGAAAGCAAUAGGGAUGUCAAAAGCGAUAGGCUACAUAAUCGUGGGGGGGACUAUCUCUGCGAUUUACGUUACUUAUAAAACUUUAAAUCGCUCACAAACACUACCGACGGUGAAGUACGGGUGUGGAUCAGAUGGAGGAUUAUUUACCCCCGGAAGUCAUGGAGCUUAUAUUGCGGAAAAGAAUCCUAACCAGUUACGAGAACCAAACUCUGCUCCCAACAGCCAUUCCUAAGCUCGACUAUAGACAGAUUUGGAAAUGGAUAUUUAUUUAAAAUUGGAAAUGAUUGUGCCAUUAUUGAUACAAAAUUGUACAUAUGCACGUUGGUGGGCAAAAUUAUAACCCUAUAAUGGGCGAGAAUAAUGAAAAUAAUAAAUUUGUAUGUAACUAUUCAACAUAAAAGG